Rhinolophus ferrumequinum (greater horseshoe bat) is the source of this 5022-nucleotide messenger RNA. It is a transcript of the gene FAM91A1, whose product is annotated as family with sequence similarity 91 member A1. Gene Ontology annotation, cellular component: cytoplasmic vesicle; trans-Golgi network. Bases 255 to 2786 code for a protein of 843 amino acids. The record is from RefSeq and is a predicted model, not a curated record. Lineage: Eukaryota; Metazoa; Chordata; Mammalia; Chiroptera; Rhinolophidae. The transcript is spliced from 24 exons. Gene Ontology annotation, biological process: intracellular protein transport.
UCCGGCGGGCCGAAACUAGGAAGAAACUUGGAGCUACCGAGGCACCUCUGCCACCUCUCUCCGCUGCUCCUGUGCCCCGUGGCCCGGGCCGCGCCGAGCCGUCGGAAGCCCUGGCCAUGGGGCAGCCCGGGCCUUGCGCCGUGUGAGGCGCGGGGCCUCCCGCGAGCUCCCCCGAUAGGCCGAGGGCGGGCAGGCGGGAGGCGUCGUUCCUGCAGCGGUCGGGGCCGCAGCCGCCGGCCUGGGCGCCCGGCAUCAUGAACAUAGACGUGGAGUUCCACAUUCGGCACAACUACCCUUGGAGCAAGUUGCCCGCCAACGUGAAACAGAGUCUUGGAAAUUCACAGCGAGAGUAUGAAAAGCAGGUUGUCCUGUACAGCAUCCGCAAUCAGUUACGAUACAGAAAUAACUUAGUUAAACAUGUCAAGAAAGAUGAACGUAAAUACUAUGAGGAACUACUGAAAUACAGUCGAGAUCACCUCAUGCUGUACCCUUACCACUUAUCGGACAUUAUGGUAAAGGGCCUGAGGAUAACACCAUUUUCAUAUUAUACUGGGAUUAUGGAGGACAUUAUGAACAGUGAGAAAAGUUAUGAUUCUUUGCCCAAUUUUACUGCUGCUGACUGUCUAAGGCUUCUUGGCAUCGGAAGAAACCAGUACAUCGAUCUCAUGAAUCAGUGUAGAUCAUCAAAAAUUGUACUGUUGCAGAAAUUUUUCAGAAGGAAAACGGCCCGUGAUCUUCUGCCAAUAAAGCCAGUGGAAAUUGCCAUAGAGGCAUGGUGGGUGGUCCAGGCUGCGUAUAUCACAGAAGAUGACAUAAAGAUAUGCACUUCGCCUGAGAGAUGCGCUAUUGAUAAGAUCAUCGAUGCAGGCCCUCAGCUGGCUGGAUCACUAGAUUACAAUGUAGUACAUAGUUUAUAUAACAAAGGAUUUAUUUAUCUGGAUGUACCAAUAUCUGAUGACAGUUGUAUAGCAGUUCCUCCUCUUGAAGGUUUUGUAAUGAAUCGAGUGCAAGGUGAUUAUUUUGAAACUCUACUCUAUAAGAUAUUUGUUUCAAUAGACGAGCAUACUAAUGUUGCAGAGCUUGCAAAUGUCCUUGAGAUAGACUUAUCCCUGGUUAAGAAUGCUGUUUCAAUGUAUUGCCGAUUGGGCUUUGCCCAUAAGAAAGGACAAGUAAUAAAUUUGGAUCAACUUCAUUCAUCGUGGAGAAAUGUUCCAUCGAUAAACAGAUUAAAGAGUACUUUAGAUCCACAAAAGAUGCUCCUAUCAUGGGAUGGCGGGGAAAGUAGGAGUCCUGUACAAGAAGCUUCGUCGGCUACUGACACUGACACAAAUAGUCAAGAAGACCCAGCUGAUACAGCCAGUGUGAGCAGUUUGAGUUUGUCCACAGGAUAUACAAAGCGUAUCGCGUUCCUGUUUGACUCAACUCUCACUGCCUUUUUAAUGAUGGGAAAUCUUUCACCAAACUUGAAAAGCCAUGCAGUCACAAUGUUCGAAGUUGGCAAACUCUCAGAUGAGUCCCUGGACAGCUUUCUUAUAGAACUGGAAAAGGUUCAGAGCACCGGUGAAGGAGAAGCACAGAGAUAUUUUGACCACGCACUUACUUUGAGAAACACAAUACUGUUUCUUCGUCACAAUAAAGAUCUGGUUGCACAAACCGCACAGCCAGACCAACCCAAUUAUGGUUUUCCUCUGGAUCUCUUACGCUGUGAAAGCCUUCUUGGUUUGGACCCUGCAACUUGCAGCAGAGUUCUAAACAAAAAUUACACACUACUUGUUUCCAUGGCUCCUCUCACCAAUGAAAUUCGACCUGUCAGCAGCUGCACGCCUCAGCAUAUUGGACCAGCUAUCCCAGAAGUCAGUUCUGUCUGGUUUAAACUGUACAUUUACCAUAUCACUGGGCAGGGACCACCAUCUCUUCUACUGUCCAAAGGUACAAGACUUCGAAAACUGCCAGAGAUAUUCCAGGGUUAUGAUCGACUGCUAAUAACAUCUUGGGGUCAUGACCCUGGGGUUGUUCCUACGUCAAAUGUGCUCACGAUGUUGAAUGAUGCUUUAACACAUUCGGCGGUUUUGAUUCAGGGACAUGGUUUGCAUGGGACAGGAGAAACUGUCCACAUACCGUUUCCAUUUGAUGAGACAGAACUACAAGGAGAGUUUACUCGUGUCAAUAUGGGUGUUCAUAAAGCAUUGCAAAUACUAAGGAACAAAGUGGACUUGCAGCAUUUUUGUGGAUAUAUCACCAUGUUGAAUGCCUCGAGCCAACUUGCCAACAGAAAACUCAGUGAUACUUCUGAUGAGAGAGGAGAACCUGAUUUGGCUUCUGGCUCAGAUGUAAAUGGGAGUACAGAGUCAUUUGAAAUGGUCAUUGAGGAAGCAACUAUAGAUUCAGCAACUAAGCAAAACUCGGUUGCCACAGCAGAAGCAGAUUGGGUUCCUCUCGAGCUGUGCUUUGGAAUUCCACUGUUUAGUUCUGAAUUAAACCAGAAAGUUUGUAGAAAAAUUGCUACACAUGGCCUUUGCAGGAAAGAGAGCCUUCAAAACCUCUUACAUUCCAGUAGAAAACUCUCUCUACAAGUCCUUAACUUUGUUCACUCAUUCCAGGAAGGUGCUUCAACACUGGAUAUUCACACAGAGGCCAGUUUUUCAAGUUUGCUUUCACAAUCGUCCUGUGCCGAUUUGGGAGUUCCACUUCCCGCCAAGAACUUAAUAUUUAAAGAUGGCAUCUUGUCAGAGUGGAGUGGACGGUCACCUUCCUCACUUCUUAUUGCUAACCUCCAUUUGCAAUAAUUUGGUUACACCAUUUGUUGCUCACACUUUCUGCCUUUUUUUCUUUCUUCAAGUUAGCUUUAUAUAGUGGCAGCCACUAAAAAGCAUCCUGCUGCUUCAGUGCAAGUCAGGCUUAACUGAUGUUAAAGGUUUGGGGAAUAUGUUCAUGUUUUUGAAGUUUUCCUCAUCAUUGCACCUCCUAAUGCAACAAAGAGCUUUUUAGCAGUCUGCGCUGUAUUUUUUACCUUGAGACAAUCUGCAUUUCUUUUAUAAAACCGAGGAUAUACUUUAUAGGCUUUAUGAUGACUGUUAUGUUUAUAAGCAGUCCCUAUGAAUAUUGCAAUGGUAAUUUUAUAUGUUAGUUUAUCAAACAUAAAUCUUGUUUAAUUUUAUAUUUUGUUACCUACUCUUUAGGGGAUCAUGGGAAGAGGUGGAGCUCUUCCUCUGCAAAGGCUCCUAGGUACUUAACAUAGCAAAACGAUACAGUGCACAUCCACAGAUGAUGUGAUGGGCAUUAGGAAUUCCUGUGGAUGUCUGUAAAUUGUGUAUAUCAGUGAACAUUGUUGAAGGUAUGUAAAUCAGCACACUUAUGUACAAACUUCACCUUGAUUUAUAAGGUCUUAACUCAGACUCUGACAUCUCAUGAGAAGCUUUGGAAAACAUUCUAUUUUUAAACAACAUUUCUAUGUGGACUUCUGUUGUCACUCACUUUGGGCUUUAUAUUUUCAUAGAGUCUUUAUAGAAAAAUAGAAUUUAUUUUCCACUCUCGUAGCUGUGGCUGCUGCACGUUUUCACCAUGAUUUGAUUUUUGUUUAGUGGCUUUACCAAUGAAUUGUUAGAAAAUUGAAUUUGAUGUGUUCAAACCAAGGAUUGUGAUUUUAGGUGACAAUGAUGUAAUAGAAGCAUUAAGGCUAUGUCUUCUGAUCAAAAUACUUGAGCGAAAAAUCUACUUUGAAGACAUAUUCUUAGGCAAUUUGGAUCUUAAAUUUAUGUGAAUAAUUUUGGAGAAAAUGAUAAAAAUUGAGUAAUUUCAAAAUGUUUCUUGAGUCAUUGAUUCUUUUAGUGUCUCAAAUGUUAAUUAGAAUAACUGGAAACACUUUUUAGAUUUUUCAAGUUACCUUGGGAAGUUUGUGCAGUGUUAUAGUUUAGUUUAGCUCUACUGAUAGGAUAAUGGUUUACUAGUUUAAAACUGUUAACCAAACUAACUGUUCAAGCAACAUAUAUCUCAAACACUUAAAGCAUUAGAAAAUUUGGGAAUGGUAUAACCUAAACAUUUUUGCUGAUAAUUUUUGUUAUUUAUAGAACUGAUAUUUGUGGAUUUAACAUACUUCUAGACUAUAUGCCUUUUUUAAAAAACCUGUUCACAUAACCAUGCGUCCGAUCCCAUGGCCUGCCUAUAGAAUUGGAGGUUUUGAAGCAGGUUCCCUGUGGCACAGCCAGGGGCUAUGUUUGGGGCAAGUGCAGUACUGUGUAGUUUUUUACUUUCUCUCAUACGGGGUGGAAACCAGUGUAUGUUACGUUUGUCUACAAAAAGAAAAAUACAGACUAAUGCUAAAAUAAUUUCUUAGGGCUGUGAACCCCUCAUUUAUUUUUCCAGUAACUGACACUGUACAUUCCUAGUGCUGUUAGGUACGUGUGUAGUUUUCACAGGUUUUCAGCUGGAAGUUGUAAGUAUUUCAUUUGAUCAGGACUCUUUAAUCUCAUUUGCAUUUGCUUUGUUUGAGUUGACUGCAGUUAUUUUAUUUAUUCCUGUAUUAAUGUCAGCCAACAUUAAUGUAAGCCUACUAAUGUAGUGACGUGUACACUAAUAGAGAAUCGAAUACUUGCAGUUGUUGGCAGUGAACCAACCCAUUUGGUGGUGAAUUUAAAACUUCAAAUAUGGGAGUGAUUUGCUGCUCUCGUUUCCUUGAAGAGAUAGUAGAGGGAGAAACAGAACCUAACAAUGAUCAUGAAUUGUAGGGAGAAUCCUGAAAAAGCGUGUGGCCAGCUCUGGUUUAUCCUGUGCGUGCGGAAAGAUUCUGAUUCCCAGCUGAAGACCUCUCCUGCUUUUAAGGAGGGAUAAUCUGCAUUUUUAGAGCUGUUAGCAAAAUGUGAAGGCUGCCUUUUGCUUCGCUUUAUGAAUUUGGUUUGUUUCAUUCAUACAUUAACUCAUGUAAAAAUGCAUCAACAAAAAGGUAAAUUUAAAAUACAGACUUUAUUAUUUGCCAAAGAAGACGUGUGAAAGCAUUUUUAUCCCAUUAUUUGAAGUAAUUUCAUU